Molecule: messenger RNA, 1419 nt
Organism: Elephantulus edwardii (Cape elephant shrew)
Lineage: Eukaryota; Metazoa; Chordata; Mammalia; Macroscelidea; Macroscelididae
Gene: FBXL13
Product: F-box and leucine-rich repeat protein 13
Biological process (GO): SCF-dependent proteasomal ubiquitin-dependent protein catabolic process
Cellular component (GO): SCF ubiquitin ligase complex
Molecular function (GO): protein binding
Source: RefSeq, a predicted model, not a curated record
AUGGGAGGGAACAGUGAAGAGCUGAAAAAUGCCAUGCCCCACAUUAAACACCAACUGCAGGAUGACGUUCACGCUCAGGGUGAAUCCAUGAGGCUCAUCUCGGAAGGCUGCCCUGGGGUCCGGAAGCUCAACCUGUCUAACACAAGGAUCACCUGCCCAGAAAAAGAUAAACACAGCCUGCAAACACUGGACCUCAAAGGAGGAUUUGAAGUUUUAAAUGGACUCUGGGCUGGGAAAAUAAGGAAUCAGAUCUUACUAAUGGAGAAGACACAGCUCUUUGCCAGAAUUCAGAAUAUAAAGAACUUUCACAUACAGAACCUUAGUUUAAUUUAUUGCAGAAAGUUCACGGACAAAGGUUGACAGUAGCCGAGUUUAGGCAGAGGAUGCCACAGGCUUACCUAGCUGUACCUUUCAGGCUGCACCCAGGUCUUUCAUCAGGGCUUCAAGAGCUUUGCGAACAGCUGCAGUGGGAUUAUGCAUCUGACCAUCAAGGACAUGCCAACGCUGAUGGACAGCUGUAUCAAACUUUUGGUUGAAAAGUGCUUGUGUCUUAACUCUGUAGUUUUUACUGUUGUUCCUCAUAUCACCGAUAGAGCUUUCAAAGCUCUUUCCCCUUGUAGCCUGAGAAAGGUUUGAUUUGGAGGAGACAAAAGGAUUACUGAUAGUUGCUUCAAUUUAAUAAACAAACAUUAUCCAAAUAUCCAUCACAUUUACACGGUGCAUUGCAAAGCCUUCACAGAUGGCAGCCUCAAGUCUCUGUCAGUUUUGAGGCAACUGAUCAUUCUGAGUUUGAUGAACUUAUUUAGGGGUGGUGAUGUGGGACUUAAGCAUUUUCUUCAUGUUCCUGUUAAACAAGUUAGAGAGCUAAAUUUAAAUAAUUGUGUCCAUCUGGGUGAUUCUUCCCUUAUAAGACUAUAAGAGCAGUGCCCUAAUGUAAACUACUUAAAUUUACAAAACUGUAGAUAUUUGACUGACCUGGGAAUUAAGCAUAUUGUUAGCAUCUUUUCUUUGGUAGCUGUAGAUAUUUCUGGAACGCUCAUCUCUAAUAAGGGGAUGAACAUACUUUCCAGACACAAAAGAUUAAAGAAACUUUUUCAGUCUGAGUGCUCCAGAAUCACUGAUGUAGGAAUUCAGGCCUUCUGCAAAGGCUCACUGAUCUUGGAAUACUUGGAUUUCUCUUAUUGCCCACAGCUGUCAGAUGAGGUUAUCAAAGCACUAACCAUUUACUGCCUUCACCUCACAUCUCUCAGUAUGGCUGACUGUCCGAAGAAAGUGAUGGAAUUGCUACCAGUCAAAUGCCAUUCGCACAUCUUGGCUCUUUCGGGUUGUAUCCUGCUUUCUGACCCAUUCCGUGAGAACCUCAAAGAGGGUUGCACCAGGAUCCUGAAGAUGCUGUACUGCAGAUACAUUUCUGCCUAA